AUGGCUGAGGAUGAAUGCAAGUACGUACCUCCAUGGACCCAGGGGGUGUGCAAUAUCAGAGUGGACCUGCCUGCAGCGUUUUGUGGAGAUGGACGUAAACUUUUCGCUACCUGGAUAAAGCAGUUCGAAGCGGCGGUCCGCGCUCAGACCCGGGGUGAUGGGAGAAGCUAUGCCGCGUCCUUAACCGCUCUGCUGCCCACCCGGCUGGAUGGUGCGGCGUUUCUGUUGUGGGACAGCCUGCCCUCGUCUGUGCAGUGUGAUUUUGAACGGGUGAAGGAAAAACUCAAUGAGGCUUUUGGACAGAAACAGUUUUUGCUGUAUUUUCAGACGUGCGUCUCGGCUCGUCCCCGUGGGGCGAGCGAGAGCCUGGAGCUGUACGCUGCGGACCUUUCCCGGCUCGUUGCUGAAGCUUUCCCGGAGUAUGACAAAAUGGCACAGAAUGGUGAGAAGUUCCGUCGCUUUCUGGCUGGACUUGACCCUGGGCUGCGGGCCAAAUGCCACGAACAGGGCGCAACUGACUUGGAGGAAGCACUGAUGAUAGCGGGUCGAUGCGAGCGCGCUAGAAUGGCCCUGGGUGUGGGUCUACAGAGCGGACCCGGCUCCCAUCCUGCACCAGCCACGGUGGCCUCUCUCUCCGCGGCUGAGGGGACAGCGCUGGGCACUUCCGGAGUGACGGGAAAGCUUCUCGGUGCUGUGGAGCGGCUUACAGACAGGAUGGACAAACUACAGAUGGAGGUGGUCAAUUUGAGAGCACAACGGAGUGACCACACACCUCGCACUAGUCAAGGUUUUCCGUGUGCCUGCGAGUGUGGCGGAUUUGGCUGCAGAUCCUCUGCUCGUGAGCAUCGCGUGGAGUGCAAUGGUCGUGCACCGCGAUAUGGUCGUGCACCGCGAUACGGAUCCAGGUAUAUCCGGGAGUGGUCCCCACAGGCGCAGGAGGAUCGGGGCGCGGCGCCUGAUUACCCUCACUGCCGUGAAGAGGACGAGACUCCCCGGAGAGGACGUUUCUCCGUGGAGCCAGAGUGGAGACGCGGUGUGAGAUUUCUGUCACCCGCUCGGCGUUCACCUUCUCGGCGUUCCCCUUCUCCUUCUCCAAUCAGACGGAACCAGGGAAACGACCAGUAA
Messenger RNA from Knipowitschia caucasica, 1125 nucleotides. The record is from the annotation of a GenBank genome assembly. NCBI's taxonomy places the organism in Eukaryota, Metazoa, Chordata, Actinopteri, Gobiiformes, Gobiidae.